This is a messenger RNA of Hypomesus transpacificus, 1504 nucleotides long. Its product is annotated as WD repeat-containing protein 82-like. The record is from RefSeq and is a predicted model, not a curated record. Bases 206 to 1150 code for a protein of 314 amino acids. The transcript is spliced from 9 exons. Gene Ontology annotation, cellular component: Set1C/COMPASS complex. Gene Ontology annotation, molecular function: chromatin binding; protein binding. NCBI's taxonomy places the organism in Eukaryota, Metazoa, Chordata, Actinopteri, Osmeriformes, Osmeridae.
UGCAAGUACCGUGUCCAUUUAGUUCAGUCAUAGUUACGAAUUAUUGAAUGGAUGUAUUAUACAUGAAAUAAGGCAAACGACCGUGCAUGAUGUGGAAAAAUGCAAAUAUGUGACAGAGACUGAAUGGCACAUAGUCUACCGCAAUGGGCAAAUUGUUUUGAAAGAUUAUAGGCCUAUUUACGUUUUAAUUUUAGUGUAGGCAGAAAUGAAGAUUAACGACCGUGUGUUGCGAAGCUUUAGAGUUGCAAGGAUCUACCGGGAACAUUCAGAAAAAGUCAACUGUGUGGAUUACAGCCCAAAUGGCGAAAGUGCAGUAUCCAGCAGUGAUGAUGAUUCCAUUGUGUUGUAUGACUGUCGCGAGGGAAUACCUACUCGGACUCUUUACAGCAAGAAGUAUGGAGUGGACCUCAUUUGCUAUACGAACAGGGAUGCCGACACAGUGGUCUACAGCUCUAAUAAACUCGACGAUACCAUCCGAUACCUCUCCCUUACGGACAACAAGUACAUCCGCUAUUUCCCAGGCCACACUGCAAGGGUAGUUGCUCUCUCCGUAUCACCAGUGGAUGAUAAAUUCAUCUCUGGCUCCUUGGAUAACACCAUCAGGCUUUGGGAUCUGCGCUCUCCCAACUGUCAAGGCUUGACUAAUCCUUUAGGGAAACCUGUAUGCUGUUUCGAUCCAGAGGGGCUGAUGUUUGCUGCCGGGGUGAACUCAGAGAUGAUUAACUUGUAUGACAUUCGCUCUUUUGAUAAGGGUCCCUUUUCUUCCUUUGAGACCCAGUUCAGUCGUGUUUGUGAGUGGACUGGGUUGAAGUUCAGUAAGGAUGGUAAACAGAUCCUUAUAUCCACCAACGGGGGCGCCAUCCGUGUCCUCGAUGCCUUCGACGGAUCCGUGCUGCACACUUUCUCUGGCUACAACAACACUAAGGGGAUCUCCCUCGAGGCUUGCUUCACCCCAGACUCUAAGUUUGUCAUGAUUGGUUCAGAAGACGGCAGGAUCCACAUGUGGAGCACAGAGAGUGGGAUGAAGAUAGCCGUCCUUGAUGGGAAACACUCAGGGCCCAUCAACACACUGCAGUUUAACCCCAAAUACAUGACCUUCGCAAGUGCCUGCACCAACAUGGCAUUUUGGCUUCCAUGUGUGAACGACUGAUCAAGGCCACAGCCAAACUUCUUGGAAGAACGAUGCUGCCAUUGUGGGCUGAGAUGAUAUGCUUGAUGCUUGUUUUUUACCAGUAUGGACAGUUCACUAUGGACACCAAUGUAUGUAAGUUAAACCUCAAGAGUCAUUUUAUAACUGAAGUGGUUUAUAUGACAUUUUAACUUGUCAAGAGACUAAGGUAUUAUAAACGAACAAACUUACAGUAUUCAAAGCUACAAUUAUUUGAAUGCAACUCUGAAACACAAUGUUAAGCCUACAAUUUUUUUAAAUUCAGAAUACAGUAUAACAACUUUUGUUACAAAAGUAAAAUAAAAUUAUUUUAAUCCUCCAAAGAAAUGUAUUGUU